AUGCCAUCUUAUUUCCGCCAGUUUGCGGCGGUCGGUUCUGUGAGUGAAAAUAGUGGCGAUAUCAUCGAAGACAGUGAAAUGACGCAGCACUUGUACCAUGAUCUAUUAGAAAAUGUUUUAUUAUGUACAGUCAGCGAAGUCGGUGUUGAAUCAUCAAAUGGUCUUGUAUAUUUGAGUGAGUUAUAUAGCACCCUGCAAUCAUCAGAGUCGGUCGUCUGGAAUAAUAACAUACUCGAUCAAGCUUUAUUUGAACGUUUACACCUGCCCAAUCCAUCAGCUCAGUUAGUUCUCCCCUCAAAAACCACACAUGGAGGAUCGUCUACAACAUCACGAGAAGUAAUAGAAACACAAUGUUUGCCAUAUUUAGCUGCCUGUUAUCAACGAUUAUUAAGACAAAAGGAUCGUUAUAAACAAUUACUACCUACAAUACAAAAAUUAUUCAUUGAUUACAGUAAGACAGCUUUAACAGUGCCCGAUUUAUAUGAACAAAAUUUAAAUGAACAAUGGAUUGGACUACUUUUAAGGGCACAAGAAAACAGUUUAUUGAAAGAUUAUACAGACAGAGUAAUGGAAGAUUUAUUAUCAGAUAGUGAUGCUGUUGAUUCGAUUCAUGUUAUCUUUGAAACAAUAUUCAAACAAAUAUUGAAAGAAAUUCAACGACUCGAUUAUUUUUCGACGUCAUUAGCUUCUUAUGUAAAUUUACUAAGUUAUUUAUCUAAAUGGCCAUUGAUUGUUAAAAUUUUAUUUAAUUUUUCUCGUCCAUUAAAUCCUAAAAAUGGUCGUUCAUGGGAAGAGACAACAUUGCUUGGCUGUCUCUUAUCAAAAUCGUGCCUUCCACAAACUGGCAAACAAUAUUUAUUUUUUGAACAACCAACACAACUAACGGAAGCUGAUAUUGAACGUACAGCAUCAAAAAUGUGGCAACUUAUGAGUCUGUAUCAAAAUAGUCUGUCACAAUUAUUUUUAUUAUUCGUUAAAAACGCUGAUGUUAGAAAUGAUGUUUUAAAAUGGAUUGGUGAUUGUCUGUUAGAGAAUAGAAAUACACCAUUCAUAGCUCGGGAUCCAACAACUACGACAAAAGAUGAAUCAUAUAAUUUUAUCACAGAAAUAUUUUUUAUGACACAUUUAUGCUAUUAUAUUUCGGCACAUCGAUUGUACCAACUUUUGAUGCGCAUUAAUCAAGAAUUAUCGCAAGUUCAACAAGCAUACAAUGAUGCAAACCAGGGUUAUGGUGCGCAGCACGAAGGAGUUCAGCGCCUACAACGUACAAUGGAACAAGGAAUGACAGCAUUUUUUAAUAUAAAAAGUGUAUUGAGUGAACCAGCUUUCUUAGAUUUAUCGAAUUGUUUUUUUUCAUCGACAUGUUCAUGGCUCGUACAUUUGGCUUGCACAGCAUCACCCAAUGAAUAUUUAACAAAUUCUACAACAUUUAAAAGUGUAACAAAAUUACCGUUGUCUGAAUAUUCUAUUAAUGAACAACUAAGUUAUAUACCAGAAUUUAUACUCGAAAAUAUGACCGAUUUUCUCGUUUUUAUCGGAAGAUUUAAUGCACAUUUGUUCGACUCUUUACAAUCCUCUAUUAAUGAGUACGUGACAAUGAUUCUUGUGUUUAUGGGCGAUGCAAGUCGUUUAAGAAAUCCUCAUUUGCGCGCAUCAUUGGCUGAAGCACUUGAAUUAUUAUUGCCAAAACAACAUGCUAAUACACGUGUUAUAAAUAGUGUUUUAUCAACGAAUAUAUUUACAAAUCAUCCUCUUAUUGAUAAUUUAACACGAGUUUUGUUAGAUGUAUUUGUGUCAAUUGAACUUACGGGACAAGCUGUUCAAUUUGAACAAAAAUUUAAUUAUAGACGGCCAAUGUAUGAAAUACUUGAAUAUGUCUGGCAAUUUGAAGAACAUCGACAACAAGUUAAAAAACUUGCCAUUUAUGCUGAGGAACAUAUCGAAGAUGCUGAAGCUCCAUUAUUUUUACGAUUUAUUAAUUUAUUAAUGAAUGAUGCUAAUUAUUUACUUGAUGAAGCGUUAUCUUACAUGGCACGUUUAAAAGAAAAUCAAGAGGCUCGUAAGCGUGGAGAUUGGUCGCAAUUGAGUGAACAACAACGUGAAGAAACGGAAAAUACAUUUCGUCAUACAGGCAUGAUAGCUCGAUUUCACAAUAUAAUGGGUAUAAAAACCAUUUCAAUAUUAGCAAUGGUUACACAUGAUAUACAAUCAAUAUUUUGUCAUCCGGCUAUCUGCGAACGACUAGCCAUGAUGUUAAAUUAUUUUCUUCAACACUUGGUUGGACCAAAACGACGUAAUCUGAAAGUAAACGAUCUUCUUGAAUAUCAGUUUGAGCCACAAAAACUAGUAGCAAAAGUAACGGAUAUUUAUUUGAAUUUUGGAGAGUCUGAGGCAUUUUGUAUUGCCGUUGGAAAUGAUGGAAUGUCUUACAACGAUCAAUUGUUUCCUCAAGCUGUUGAGGUGUUAGAAAAAAUUAAACAUCCAUCAGAACGAAUCAGCAAUUUUCUUAAAUUAGGAGAGAAGAUUAAGGAAUUAUCUCAUCGACGUCAAGAAGAAGAUGCCCAGUUUGAUGAUGCUCCAGAUGACUAUUUGGAUCCUAUAACAAGCACAUUGAUGACUGAUCCUGUUAUGUUACCAAGUUCGAAGCAAAUACUCGAUCGACAAACAAUCGCAAGACAUUUGUUAAGCGAUCAAACAGAUCCGUUUAAUCGAAAUUAUUUACGAAUGCAAGAUGUUCUUCCGCAACCACAACUUAAACAAGAAAUUGAACAAUGGAAACAAAAACGUUCUAAAACAAAAAAAUAG
Molecule: messenger RNA, 2805 nt
Organism: Didymodactylos carnosus
Lineage: Eukaryota; Metazoa; Rotifera; Eurotatoria; Philodinida; Philodinidae
Source: the annotation of a GenBank genome assembly